Messenger RNA from Vanessa atalanta (red admiral), 709 nucleotides. It is a transcript of the gene mRpL48, whose product is annotated as 39S ribosomal protein L48, mitochondrial. NCBI's taxonomy places the organism in Eukaryota, Metazoa, Arthropoda, Insecta, Lepidoptera, Nymphalidae. Bases 51 to 632 code for a protein of 193 amino acids. Gene Ontology annotation, cellular component: mitochondrial ribosome. The record is from RefSeq and is a predicted model, not a curated record. The transcript is spliced from 5 exons.
GAUUUUAUUAAAUAGAUAAUAAUAUAAUUACUUACUUUAAAAAAUACACAAUGUUUUCAAGGAAAUUUAUUAAUUUGGUCAAAUUAAAUCGUAACUUAGGCUCAAAGAAAAUUCUCAGUUUUCCCAUUACUCCCUUACAAAGACAAGAGCGACGAUACAAAGGUGAUUUAUAUGAGCCAGACUAUCUAAUUAGUAUGCAGCCAGAUGAACCUAUUUACGAUUGCCUAAACUUACAAAUAAAAGGCUAUGAUUUUGUAUUGCUUGAAUCUUGCCAGAAGGAAAUACACAGAUAUGCCGAAGUGAUGGGAAUCCAAGUUGAGGAAAGUUGGGCGACACCAGCACAACAGUUAAAUGUACAAAGAUUUAAGCCAGGAAGCACAGCUGUUGAAUCCGAUUAUCACCUCAAGAUAUAUGAAAGAAAUGUACAGGUAGUAGAUGUUCCUGCGUGGGCGCUCGGUACACUGCUUCGAGUAUCACGUGCCUUACUCCCUGAAGGAUGUACGCUAAGUGUACACGAGCACGCACCGGAACACGAGGAAGUACGAUACGUCCCCGACAAUGAAUUGAUUGAACUUAAACAACAAUUAGAUGUUAUGGGAGGUAGCCGCCCUGAAAAGAAAAAGAAAAAAUAGUUACUUAAAAGUUAUUUAUUAUUGUUUUGUAAGUAGUCAUUUAGAAUCUAAAUAAAAAUAUUAAAGAUUUUACUGCA